Rotaria sordida is the source of this 967-nucleotide messenger RNA. Lineage: Eukaryota; Metazoa; Rotifera; Eurotatoria; Philodinida; Philodinidae. The record is from the annotation of a GenBank genome assembly.
AAGAUAUACUGCUAAAAAAUCUAAAGAAGAUAAUCAAAUAUAUAUAUGUGAACAUCGUGAUAUAAAAGGUUUAUUUUGGGAAAAAUUAGAAUUACAUCAUUUUCCAUCUGAUGUUCAAGAUUUAUCAAUUUCAAUAGCAUCAAUGUUUUAUGAUGAUAAAGUUAUUUUAAUAGCUGAUCCUAAUCAUUUAAGUGGAGUAAAUCGAGAAGCAUUUGUUGAUCAGCAAGAAUGGUCUUUAUAUGAACAUGUUGAUACUCAACAAAGAUUUGUUAAAGAAUUUAUUUUUGACGAUGAUGAUGAUGAUGAUGAUGAAGAAGAAAAUGAUAAUAAUAAUCAAUUAAACAAUACAAAUAAUAAUGAAGAUCGAAAACGUUCUAUUUUAACAAUUACUUGUCAUGCUGCUCGUCGUUCGAAUUAUUUCUAUUGGAAUGGUUAUUGUCUUAUUUUAUUAAUAACUUUGCUAUCUUUUUGUAUAUUUGCAAUUUCACCACAUUUAACAGGAAAUCGAAUUCAAAUAUCAUGUACACUUCUCUUAACUUCAAUUACAUUUCGUUGGGUAGUAAAUCGAUCACUUCCGACUAUUUCAUAUUUAACAUCAAUGGAUAUAUAUGCAAUAUUAUGUAUAUUUAUCCUUAUUAUUCUUUGCAUAUGGCAUGCUAUUAUUGGUUUUCUCAUAUUUAAAAAUACAAGUGAUUCAGUUGUCACAUCAAAAAUGUGGUUUACUAGUUUAGAUCGAUAUGCUUUUUGUAUUAGUAUGAGUAUUUUCAUUGGUAUUCAUGUUAUAUUCCUUAUCUGGCUAAUUUUUGUUCCACUCAAACAUCGUAAGAACAUGGCAAACAAGGAUAUUCAAUAUGGUUUAUCAAUAGUCGAAAAGAAAAGAAAUAGAAAGAGUAAAUGGAGUAAAGAACAACGGAAAAAAUCUUCUGCUUAUACACCUGUACCAAUUCUAGACACAAAUGUAAUAUGA